Molecule: messenger RNA, 505 nt
Organism: Lathyrus oleraceus (garden pea)
Lineage: Eukaryota; Viridiplantae; Streptophyta; Magnoliopsida; Fabales; Fabaceae
Product: late embryogenesis abundant protein 6
Exons: 2
Coding region: 107-403 (98 amino acids)
Biological process (GO): embryo development ending in seed dormancy
Source: RefSeq, a predicted model, not a curated record
UGAGAACCUAUAAUUAUAUCGAUAGUAUUGUCUUUAUAUAGUUUUCAAAUUCAUGCAUCUUUUAAUUUACAUUGAGAAAUUAUUUCGUUAUAAAAAGUAAAGAAAAAUGCAGGCUGUGAAAGAUAAGCUGCAGGACAUGAAUGCCAUGCGCAAGGCCAAAGCAGAAGCAAAGGCCGAGGAAAAGUCAGAGAAUGACAUUAUGCAAGCGAGAAAGGACAUAGCUCGUGAGGUUAGAUUGGCAAAAGAAGCUGAAGCAGCUAUGGAUUUGCAUGUGACAAAGGCAGGAGAAAGAGCAGAGAAAGAAAUAGAAAAACAUGCACCCAUGGGUCCAAAUGCAAAUUCAGCUGAUGAAGUUGAUACAAUGCAGCCUCCAUCAAAUAAUCCCACAUACACAGCUAUGUGAUCAAGCACAUGCCUCAAACGUGCAUGGAGUGGAUCAUUAAUAUAUAGAAAGAUUUUGCAAUCAAUAAAAUAGAUAUUAUGAAAUUAAUUAUGGAGGUUUUUU